AACCGGUUAGCUGCGCCCCCCCCCGCCUGCAGGCCACGCCGUCGUCACGCGCCAACUUAUCAAUUCGAGGAACGUCAGCUUCGUCGUCUCACUUGAGUCAUCUCAACUUCACAACUUCAUUCCAUUACUUUGACCAUCACAACUUGGCGAACUCACUACCAACUCAACAUUCAACAUCUCCAAUCCGGCAUCGCCAAUCCACCCAUCCCAUAACCAAUCCCAACUCAACUAGGCAACCAACCGACCAACCCACCAAAAUGACGAAGCUCACCCUCCAAGACCUGGACCCAUCCCCCCCCUCCACCACGGGCACCAACACCAGCACCAACAAAGAACAGCUCACCUUCCUCGAGCCCAUCCCCUCCUACGAAGAAUCCAUCGCCGCGCCACGGCCCAACGCCAUCCAAAUCCUCGGCGCGACCUUCGGCGGCGUAGUCGUGACCCCCGAAAUCCAAAAACUCGUCGGCGACACCGACCGCCUCGCCCUCGACCUGCGCACCCUCAACGCCACCCUCGGCCCGGACCCCGCGCCCGGCAAAGUCAAGGUCCUGACCAUCCUCUACCGCUUCGACGACGACCUCCCGCAAACCGACGCCCGCCUCUUGCUGGUAUCCGAGGACGCGGGCCCCGCCUCCCGCAUCAUCCGCAUCGACCGCCACAUGACGGGGCAGCAGCAGCAGCAAGAGCGGGCGGGCCUGCGGGCGGGCGGGCAGCGGUAUUUUCAUGGCGUGUUGGAAAGGCCGUGGCGGGCGGGCGCCAGCGGGCAGGUGGAUAUCUUGGCCGUGGUGUACCCAACUUGCAUUCUGGCUCUCAGCUUUUCGACAGAUCCCAUGGUAGACCACUUGUAG
Messenger RNA from Chaetomium fimeti, 848 nucleotides. RefSeq lists its product as uncharacterized. Bases 258 to 848 code for a protein of 196 amino acids. The record is from RefSeq and is a predicted model, not a curated record. NCBI's taxonomy places the organism in Eukaryota, Fungi, Ascomycota, Sordariomycetes, Sordariales, Chaetomiaceae. The transcript has 2 exons.